This is a messenger RNA of Metarhizium brunneum ARSEF 3297, 1515 nucleotides long. RefSeq lists its product as uncharacterized. Lineage: Eukaryota; Fungi; Ascomycota; Sordariomycetes; Hypocreales; Clavicipitaceae. The record is from RefSeq and is a predicted model, not a curated record.
AUGAAGCUUACUGCUCUGGCAGUCGGCCUUUUUGCGGCAGGAGCUUGCUGCCAAGAAUCAUCAAGUCCCUAUCUCAGGCCGGACCAGAGCGAAGAGCGUAAGGUAGAUCUUCUUAGCAAACUAAAGCCGGGACUCAACCUCAUCUUAUCCAAUGCCCGAUACGAAUCCGACUUCAAAGAGGCAACAUGUGAGCCGCACUGGAACUUUUGGAAUCUCCUUCAUACGGACUUUCUCAACGUAACCGUGUUUGAGGACAUAAGCAAGGUAGAUUACGACCUCGCCAUCAACACUGAAGUGAUCCGCCGAGUAGACAACGACCAAAGAAGCGGCACAAUGCAGCUCAACACACAAAAGAGUACCAUCAACAUCGAUAGCACUACCUGGGGCUGGAACAUUGGAGGCCAGAUCAACGCGGGAUUUUGGAGUCCAUACACUGGCAACAUGGCCGGCAUCACCAUCACCGGCGGCUAUUCCCGCUCAAACACCAAGACUUCAGAAAAGACAAUUGCAGAAGGGACAGUUUCCCCAUGCGAAGCCAAGUACUCUUGCUGGACGGAAGCUUGGACUGUGAAACUCAUACUCAGAGGGGCUUGCAAAACUGAGGAAAUCAUGCGGAAUGAAAACGGAGACAAGCUCUGGUCAACGGAAAAGUGCCCCACGACCAUCUUUGACGAAGGGCCAUUCGAGUGCGCUCAAUGGGCACAUUGGAAAGACGAAUCCUGCGAAAGGGUCAAAGAGAAGAUUGAUUGCACGGUUGAGACGCCGCUUCUGGACUCGGAUGGCAAGACGCCCUUUCAUCUCGAGCUGGCAUUUAGGCUUCCUAUUCUGCCGCUGUGGGAAAAGCCUCAAAUUAUAGGGUACAAGGCCGGAAGGUACCUACUCAAAGCUGGAGAGCAGGGUUAUACCGAAUACGACCCGGAUCAACAAAUUGCCAAGUACAUGGAUGCUAGCAAGCGUUGGCAUUAUUACGAAGCCUAUCCUACUUUGGAUGACCAAGUCGUCAAGUACGAGCACCCGCACCCAGUGAUCAAGUCGGUCAAGAACAGGUGCUAUGAUCUCGACUCGGCCGAAUGGUACUGCCCAGACAGGACAGGAGAGGACAAGUUUUAUACCCAAGACAAGGGAUACUAUGCCAAGCCAGGCGCCCCUGUGCCUAGUUUUGACGAGAUGGAUAGAGCUGAUAGGCGGCAGUGGCACGUGUCUCAGAGCCGGGAAGUUUGUCAUGACAAGGGGAGGAAGUGUGGAUGGUUUGGCAGGCCUUCGGCUUGUGGAGUCGAUCAUCACCGGGUGGGAGCGGUCGAUUCCUUCGCGGAGGGGGAUACUUCCUUUGACAUGACCUACAUUGGCAAGUUUAAGAGCAACGACAGAGUACAAUGUGAGCAAUGGCUAGGGAAGGGCUCCAGCUGCUGCGACACGCAGAGGGUGCCGUGUGAAAGUGGAUUUUGGCGGCUGUGGUGUGUUGAGGACGCGAAGGCCGAAUCGGAGGAAAUGGAUAACGAUAUCAACUCAGUGUAG